UGAGGGCGAGGAGGAGAUGUGAUGCUGCUGCUGUUUCCUGCUGCCAUUUCCUCCGCGGAUCCUCACGGAAAUAUCAUCAACAGUCUGAUAAAGCUGCAGCUCGGAUCAUCAAUCGGUUUGCAACAGGCUGCUUUAAUCUGUCAUUUUAAAAGAUACACAUGUUGAUGGUGGAUAGGAGGCCGGGUUAAUAUGAUGCAUGUUUGUGGUGGGUUAUUCCUGUAACACAACCACCGCUGCUGGAGGAUCCUUUUAAGAAGACCUAAUCAUCGAUAUGGGGUUUGCUUUUUACAGCUACUGAGCCAUUAACUUUAAGAUUUUAUCAAGGUGAGACAUGGAGACAAUAUGGCUUUAUCAGUUUCGUCUGAUCGUCAUCGGAGACUCUACGGUGGGCAAGUCGUGUCUGAUCCGGAGGUUUACUGAGGGCCGCUUCGCCCAGGUGUCCGACCCCACGGUGGGGGUGGACUUCUUCUCCCGCUUGGUGGAAAUCGAGCCGGGCAAAAGAAUCAAACUGCAGAUCUGGGACACUGCGGGACAGGAGAGGUUCAGGUCCAUCACCAGAGCGUACUACCGUAACUCAGUGGGCGGGCUCUUACUCUUUGAUAUCACAAACCGCCGCUCCUUCACAAAUGUCCACAACUGGCUGGAGGAGGCCCAGAGCCACGUCCAGCCGCACAACAUCGUCUUCCUGCUGGUCGGGCACAAGUGUGACCUGGAGGCUCAGCGGCAGGUGAGCCAGCAGGAGGCGGAGAAACUGGCGGGGGCGUACGGGAUGCGUUACGUGGAGACAUCAGCACGAGAAUCCAUCAAUGUUGAGAAGGCGUUUGUGGAUCUGACGAGGGACAUCUUUGCGCUGGUACAGAGCGGAGACAUCAAGAUCCAGGAUGGCUGGGAGGGCGUAAAGAGUGGAAUUGUCCCCAACACCGUCCACUCCUCAGAGGAGGUCACCAAGGGCAACCGACAGUGCUACUGCUGAUUCCCCUGCUGCAGCAUGAGGGGCUGACAGAUAACUUCAGAGGACUCUGUCUGAAGGAGCUCUCUCUCCGGCCUUGGCUGCACGCAGACCACUUUUUUGGAGACUCGUGAUAUUUUCCCCACUCAGUUACACACCUUAAUUCUAUAAAUAAGACAUUGUUUAAUCCUUCUGGUGCCUGUUUUGGGCUCUUUGUUGAUAGAAGCACAAGCAGCAUCCUAACCCUGUUUCCUGUUCUGUGUGCAUGUGACUGUAAUAAUCCUGCAGACCCUCAACACUUCAGCUUUACUGCACAUUCAGCCUUUCCUACAGUUAUACUCCCAUAGGCAGUUAUCUGUUGUUGGCACAUGUCUCUUAAAGACUGAUACCAUCAAUGUAAUGUGAUUUAUUUUUUAUUUAAACCUGAAUCAGUGAUGCCGAGACUGAGCCAUGCCUCUUCCUUUUCAUGCGUAAUACUCUGAACAUAUAGCAACCUUGUAUAGAUAGGCAGUGAGAGAGACAGAAAAAAGAUCUUCACUGAUCUUACUGCACUUCAAAUCCUAGUGACUUUAAUACAUAAAGAGAGCAAAGGGUAAUGAAGUCAAAUUGAACCAAAGUAUGACACCUGGCUGGACUCUUUUUUAUGUUUUGUGGUUUGAAGGAGUUUGUGCAAAUGUAGAAAAGGAAAAGCUACUGUAGCUGCUCACUGCUAAGCAUUAUAACCUGAUCAUAGUAAGGAUUUUUAUUAAUUAAAGUUUAAUACAACUACUGUGUUAGUUUACUGGUCAGCAUCUUAAAACCUUUAGUAUGGAAAACCCAAGGUGUUCAAUAUUUAUUAGAGAACAUAAUGAUAAUGUGCCUAUAUGUAAAAUACCUAGGAUAAAUUAACCAACCAUUAAACAACUUUUUUAAAAAUGUCUUUAGUUGAUAAUGGCAAUGUUAUCAAAUGUUCCCUUGCAUAUUUUAUUAUUAUUAUCAUUUUGUCCUAUAGACUAACCCUAAUUUUAAUAACAGCUUUUGUGCUAACUUAAACAAUGUGAUCGGCUAAAAGAUAUUUAACACUUUGGGGCUUCGUACUUUUGGAAACUGAUUUCAAAAGUCUGUUUAAACAUAUUCACAAUUAACGUUCUGGUCACAAUCUCCUCUCACACCUAUGCCUAUUCAUUGAAUUCAAUAAAUCAACUUUAAUCAAUGCAUGCCUCCAUUUUAACCCACAUUUUCCAAAGAAUAAAUCAUAUUUUUAUUUUUGAUAUAAUGUUAAUAGCCUUUCAUUCAGUACCUGGGAUCUCAUCAGAAAAAGCAGAGUUAAUGAAGAUACAAAACUGUAUGUGAAACACUGACAUAUUUGAAAAAUGUGGAUUUUUUGAACCCAAUGCAGUUGCUCAGACUGUAGAUUGUUGGCAUUAAUAUUCACUAAUUCAACAGUUUAGGAAUAAAGAAGAGUGAGUUCAUUCAGCGACUUCCCCCCUACCCGACUUGUAAAGCGACCUUGGGUUUCUAGAAAGGCGCUAUAUAAAUGUUAUGUAUUAUUAUUAUUAUUAUUAUUAUUAUCAUUAUUAUUAUUAUUAUUAGUGUAACCGUCCAGUAGAAGAGUCUCCUUCGAGUGCCUUUUGGAGGAAUGAAGCCUAACUAGCAAACAUAGAUAAAACUGUGGGUUUAUCCUGUAAAUAUUAAAAUCUAAACUGUAGGGUGGCAGGAAACACACUGGUAUCACAUUACACACAACCUGUAAAUAAUUUGUUUGAAACCAAACCCUGACAAAGCUGACUGUUCGAUGUUGUUGUGACUCUGGGAUUAUUAUAGCACAAGUGUUAUCAAUAAUUAAUGCCUGGAGACAUGAAUAAAGAUUUGCGUUGUGCACAAAAUCGGAGGUACA
Eleginops maclovinus (Patagonian blennie) is the source of this 2825-nucleotide messenger RNA. Its product is annotated as ras-related protein Rab-39B-like. NCBI's taxonomy places the organism in Eukaryota, Metazoa, Chordata, Actinopteri, Perciformes, Eleginopidae. Bases 332 to 973 code for a protein of 213 amino acids. The record is from RefSeq and is a predicted model, not a curated record. The transcript has 4 exons. Gene Ontology annotation, molecular function: GTP binding; myosin V binding; GTPase activity. Gene Ontology annotation, cellular component: Golgi apparatus. Gene Ontology annotation, biological process: Rab protein signal transduction; vesicle-mediated transport.